AUGGUCGCUGGUGCGGAAGACUCUACUGACGUCCAGUGUCACGCCCCGCUGCCAGAAGCACGCAGUGCCGACGGCGCCCUCGAAGGCCGCCUUACGGUGCUCGCCGCUGGUAUGCCACUCAGAUAUGAAGUUGAAGUAGAAGGCGAACAGGUCGUCUGGCGUCCGGGGCGGGCGAGUGAGGAGGCAAUUCAGGAAGCCGCACAGCCUGGUGAGGGGCGACGAUGCGCCGCCGCAGAAGGCGCCGAGGACGUCCAUGAUGUGUCGGCCUGUGGAGGCACGGGAGGCCAGCCUGUCGAGCCAUCCGCCGUGCCGGGCGUUGUAGAGGCACCGGCGGUAGAGGAGAUACAGCUGUUGGUGGAGGCGUUUGAGCACAUCGUACAGCAGGCAGAGCAAAGCGUCGGCGUCGCCGGGGUAGAGCAGGCCUGCCGGAUCCCUCCACUUGCCGCCUUUGCCGCACUGCUCCGCCAGCCUGGUGAAGGCAUCGCACAGUGUCGGCAGCAGGGUGAGGAAGACCUUGGCGCACAUGGCGCCGUAUGGCGUCAGGCUGCUGACGUUUCUGACGGUGACGGACUUUGUGCCUUGCGAUCUUACGGUCUCGGUGAGGGUCUCAUGUUUGAGCAAGUCGGCGGUGAACUGUGCGCCCGAGUAGGCGGAGACGUACGCACACGUGAACUCGGCGACGAACUUUGUGAGCCCCUCCGCCAGACCGUCCAGCAGGGGACUUGA
Messenger RNA from Babesia ovata, 726 nucleotides. RefSeq lists its product as uncharacterized. Bases 1 to 726 code for a protein of 241 amino acids. The record is from RefSeq and is a predicted model, not a curated record. Lineage: Eukaryota; Apicomplexa; Aconoidasida; Piroplasmida; Babesiidae. The transcript is spliced from 3 exons.